UUUGCAAGCAGCCGGACCUGCUAGGAGGGAAGGAAGAACUUUAGAGGGGGCGGCGGCGGCGGCGGCAAGGCAGAAAGGACUUGUCGAGCGCACGGCAGCGAACCGCGCGGUUUCUUCUGUUUUUAUUGGUUUCUGCUCCCCAUCUUGCCAUUUCGUUGGUUUUGUUUGAGAGAAGACGGGGGGAAGGGCUAAGGACACCUCAAUGAAGGAAAGAAGAGCCAGCCAGAAAUUAUCCAGCAAAUCGAUCAUGGAUCCUAAUCAAAACGUGAAGUGCAAGAUAGUCGUGGUUGGGGAUACUCAGUGCGGAAAGACGGCUCUGCUGCACGUCUUUGCCAAGGACUGCUUCCCGGAGAACUACGUCCCCACAGUGUUUGAGAAUUACACGGCCAGUUUUGAAAUAGACACACAAAGGAUAGAACUCAGUCUCUGGGAUACUUCUGGGUCUCCUUACUAUGAUAAUGUCCGCCCACUUUCCUACCCAGAUUCCGAUGCCGUCUUAAUUUGUUUUGACAUAAGCCGCCCAGAAACACUUGACAGUGUGUUGAAAAAGUGGAAAGGUGAAAUCCAGGAGUUUUGUCCCAACACCAAGAUGCUUCUGGUUGGCUGCAAAUCUGACCUGCGCACGGAUGUUAGUACACUAGUAGAGCUGUCCAAUCACAGGCAAACACCAGUAUCUUAUGAUCAGGGUGCAAACAUGGCCAAGCAGAUUGGAGCAGCCACAUACAUUGAAUGUUCAGCCUUGCAGUCAGAAAACAGCGUAAGGGACAUUUUUCAUGUUGCUACCUUGGCCUGUGUGAACAAAACAAAUAAAAAUGUUAAGCGGAACAAGUCUCAGAGGGCAACUAAACGAAUUUCACACAUGCCAGGCCGGCCGGAACUUUCUACAGUCACCACAGAUCUGCGAAAGGACAAAGCGAAGAGCUGCACAGUGAUGUGAAGGAUUUUGUUUCCUUAAGUGGAGGUAGCAAAGACAAUUGUGUUUGGGUGGGAUAGGUGAAGACUCAGCGAGAAGUGCCCAGUGAAAAUGGUCUCUUGUGAGGGCAUGCCAGUGCUAAAAGGCAAUGAUUCACCUUCCAUAGGCAAGAAACUGUACUUGGGGAGUUGGUAUGUAGAGGAAGCAGUGGGAAGAGAUGGAUUCUGAAGGGAUGUCAAUGUUACUUGGAUGAAAUACCAAAUACGAAGGAAACUCUGUGAAUGUGCUAAAGAAGUGAAAGGAUUGGUAGCACCUGAAGAAAUGAUGUCCUGGAGGAUACUUAUUUUUAGAUCUAUUUUUUCGAAUACUGACUUUGAUUACAAUCUAAAACUUUGCUUAAAAAAAAGAAGAAGAAAGUCAAGAUAUUCCUAUUCCUUUCAUUGUGAAGCUUGCCCCUUUGAGACUGUUUGGUUUCCCUCCCUCACCAAAAAAGAAAAAAAAGGAAUAUGAUUGCUUUUCCUUUUAGUUUAUGUUAAAGAAAUAGGAAAUAUAGGUAAUCUAGAGGAAAACAAUUUGUUAAAAGAGGCUUUAAAAUCUCCCCCCUCGGGCAGCUAGAGAAGGAAGAAAUUAAAGGAACCAGUAAUAAAAUAGCCUUCAUAAGCUUCUAAUUAUAUGGAAUGAGGCUGAAGAAAUCUCUGCUAAGAGUAGUUCUCAAACACAGAAUCUUCUUCUCCAUUGUGACUGUAAUGAGAAAUUUGAAAAUUGCCUGAAAGUCAAUUUUUAAAUGGCUUCUUCAUAGGGCAAUUGUAUACUGUAUGGACGUCCUGUUGCAAGACCUAAACAAAUGGUGCUAAGAUUGUUAUAAAAAGGUCCUUAAUUAGAAAGGAAUUUUAGUCUUACUGCCCUCCUAAGCUGCUCCUUGGGUACGAAGGAGGCCAAACCCAGCACUGUGUAAGGAAAUAGGUGCUGCUCUGCUCUAAGACUUUUCUACAAUUCUAUACUGGGUGUUUUGUUUUGUUUUUUCGUUUCGUUUCGUUUUUUAAGUUAGCACAUGAGCCAACAUACCCAAUUAUCUCUUCUUAUGAUGCAUCUCUAAAAUGGCUGCAUAUGGAUGGCUGUCUCUUAUUACACAUUUCUGUUUACUUGUAAUGAGCACUCUGAGGAAAUAGGGGGAGGAGGAACCUGAAGAACAGCGGAGCCUUUAAGGGGUCCCAAGUGGAAACUGGAUAUUGCAUUAAUCCUAAAGGUCUAAUGCAAGCAUAUCCAGACAGUGAUCAUUAAACAUUACUUGUGUGACCCAGAUUCUGUCAAAUUCCUUUUCACUGACUGAUGACUAUUGUUACAUCCACUAAGCCAAUCUUGAAAAUAGUUUGCAGAUGUUGUUAUGCUCUAGCAGACACAGCAGAACCCUGCCGGGGGUGUCUCUAGGACUUGUUGAAUGCAAGCAUUUUUCUCAAAUGCUUCAUUUUUUGAAGUAUUAUUUCCACAAAAAUUCCCCGAUAUAUUGCCACCAUAAUAUGCUUUGGAUUGAUGCAAUGGUAUGCUUAAGGCAGUAUUAAAAAAAAAGCUGGCAAGUGCUUUCUGUAUUUAAGUAUUGUAAAAAAGAAAAAUAAGUUAACUGUUUCAGCAAGACACCCCUCACUUUUUAACAUAUGUCCGUCACUUUGUAUGUUUGGUUAUUGUUUCUGCAGUAUUUAUUUUUUUCUUUUAAAUAAAAAAAAUGUUUAGUCGUUGGUAAAA
Molecule: messenger RNA, 2653 nt
Organism: Zootoca vivipara (common lizard)
Lineage: Eukaryota; Metazoa; Chordata; Lepidosauria; Squamata; Lacertidae
Gene: RND3
Product: Rho family GTPase 3
Biological process (GO): small GTPase-mediated signal transduction
Molecular function (GO): GTPase activity; GTP binding
Source: RefSeq, a predicted model, not a curated record